Betta splendens (Siamese fighting fish) is the source of this 1548-nucleotide messenger RNA. RefSeq names its product heat shock protein nuclear import factor hikeshi (gene hikeshi). Bases 98 to 1003 code for a protein of 301 amino acids. The transcript is spliced from 2 exons. Gene Ontology annotation, cellular component: nucleus; cytosol. Gene Ontology annotation, molecular function: nuclear import signal receptor activity; Hsp70 protein binding. The record is from RefSeq and is a predicted model, not a curated record. NCBI's taxonomy places the organism in Eukaryota, Metazoa, Chordata, Actinopteri, Anabantiformes, Osphronemidae. Gene Ontology annotation, biological process: protein import into nucleus.
GGCUUUCAAAAUAAGACGCACAUCGAUGUGCUGGUAGUAUUUGUAAAACAUACAGGCUUAACGAAAUUAUGUUUCUCUCUAGUUACUGACAGUGCAAAUGACAGGGUUUAAAGGUGACGACAAUGCAGCAGAAGUCGCGUCGCUCCUCAGCCAGGGCGGGGUGUCGAUCGUCGAGCAGCAGAUGCGUUGGGCACUUGGAGCAGGAGCGACCCUACUAGAAGUUUCGACCGCUUGGAUCGCGCACAUAAACGGCAGUGGGAUUGACUCCCCUCGGUGUGUGACCGGGCAAGCAGGUUCUACUAGGUUCUGUCCUGGUUCUGGUUGUCAGGACACAGUGGGGGCUAAGCUAGGCCGAAGGCCGCGUACGGUGCGGAGUCUACCCGAGGCUGACACACUGUUCACCGGGAUGUUCGGCUGCCUGGUCGCCGGCAGACUGGUCCAGACGGACGCGGUCCAGGUCGCCUCGGACAAGUUCGUGUUCAACCUGCCGGACUACGAGAACGUGAACCACGUGGUGGUGUUCAUGCUGGGCACCGUGCCGUUCCCCGCCGGCAUGGGCGGCGCCGUCUACUUCUCUUUCCCGGAGCCGGGGAGCGGCGGCCCGGUGUGGCAGCUGCUCGGCUUCAUCACCAACGACAAGCCCAGUGCCAUCUUCAGGAUCUCCGGCCUGAAGUCCGGGCGGGGCGGCGCGCACCCCUUCGGUACGAUGGCGGCCUCGUCAUCCCCCUCGGUGGCGCAGGUCGGAGUGUCGGUGGAGGCUCUGGAGCAGCUGGCCCAGCAGAUCCCGGUGUCCAGCGCCGCCGUGUCCACCGUGGACUCGUUCCUGCACUUCACCCAGAAGAUGCUGGACUCUCUCUACAACUUCGCCUCCUCCUUCGCGGUGUCGCAGGCGCAGAUGACGCCGAACCCCACCGAGACCUUCGUCCCUUCCAGCUGCAUCCUCAAGUGGUACGAGAACUUCCAGAGGCGAAUGGCACAGAACCCGAACUUCUGGAAGAACUGAUGUGACCCUGGGCUGCAGUGGACCGGCCCGUCUGAUAACGCCUGCGGCUCCCACCGUCGGGGACGUGAUACCACUUCUCUGUCUCAACCGGGUUCGUAGGGUUAAACUCAGCCAUGAUCUAUUGAUGCAGUGUCACCCUCACAGGACACGUGGAUGUCAGGUUGUGGGCGACGGUCCCUUUCACGUUGAGUCCGUAAUCGUGCUUAUUGUGUCUACUCGCCAGAUUCAUAAAGAUCCGGUUCGGUGAGAGCCAGUGUUGGGUCGAAAUGAUUUCGUAAUCUGUGUUCUAUAGAACAGAACCAUCACACUGUUGUACUUGUGCGGGCUUUCCACAACCUGGCAACCCAUACUUUGUUCUUGCUGAAGGCUGGAAACCCAUAGGUUCCAGGUUCUGUAUCUGCAAUUUUUUUACCUGAAGAUUAAAAGCACAUUGUUUAUUUUUGUUACUGAACAAAGUGUUUGGUUAAAAAAUAAUAAUGUGAAUGUUUGUAAUCUUACAUUACUUUUUUGUUCAGAGCAAUAAAGUGAGUGAAGCUGUUACUGGA